Messenger RNA from Lampris incognitus (smalleye Pacific opah), 7182 nucleotides. RefSeq names its product protein FAM168A-like. Lineage: Eukaryota; Metazoa; Chordata; Actinopteri; Lampriformes; Lampridae. The transcript has 8 exons. The record is from RefSeq and is a predicted model, not a curated record. Gene Ontology annotation, biological process: positive regulation of base-excision repair. The coding region runs from base 250 to 972 and encodes 240 amino acids.
ACAUACAAUCCCGAUCCAUCCCCCAUCCCCCACGUUGUGUGGACGUCGAUGUCACUAACUAGCGGUACGCUGUUUUUAAGAAAUCGCCGGAGCAACGCUUGGGGAGAACCGCCAGCACUGAGAGAAGCGAAAACACAGUCGGUGACCAGACACACUGCGAGCCGGCACGGGAGAGGAAUACACGGUGCAAUUCGACAACCUGUGAUAUCCAUACUGUGACCGUCCAGUGAAGGGAAACUGACCUCCAUUAUGAAUCCUGUGUACAGUCCUGUCCAACCCGGAGCCCCUUAUGGCAACCCAAAGAACAUCACAUACACAGGCUAUCCCACAGGUUUUCCUGCUGCAACAACUCCUACCUACACACCAAGUUUAUACCAAACUGGCAAUCCAGGAUAUCCGCCAGUGCUGCUGGUGAAGCAGGGCUGGCCUCAAUCAUCGAUGGAGGUCGCAGGGGCCCAAGAGGGCUCCUAUGAUCCGGCUAUGGACGCUGGCUCAGAGGGCCGACAAUACCAGGCCUCGGCCGCAGCCCUCAGAUAUACAGCAGGGACCCCUUACAAAGUUUCACCUAACCAGUCCAAUGGGGCACCUCCACCUUACUCACCAUCCCCUUCCCCUUACUCCACAUCCAUGUACCCCAUUAGGAGUGUCUACCCACAACAAAACCUCUAUGCUCAGGGUACUUAUUACACACAGCCCAUGUAUGCAGCACAGCCUCAUGUUAUUCACCAUACUACAGUGGUGCAGCCCAACAGCAUCCCCUCUGCUCUCUACCCACCCCAAGUUCAAGCUCCAGGUCCCCGCUCCAACACAGUGGCCAUGGGCAUGGUAACUGGCACCACUAUGGCAAUGUCUGCUGGCACUCUCCUGACCACUCCGCAGCACACGCAGCAUAUUGGAGCACCUCCAGUGACGGUACCAGCGUACCGGCCCCAGGGGACCCCUGCCUAUAGCUAUGUGCCUCCUCAUUGGUAGAGCUACUGAGCCAAACCCAUAUCUGGAGUCAAACUUCGCUCACAACAACUCCAGUCUGACAUUGGUGAUUUUCAGAUGGAGGGAGUACCAAGAACAAAGACUAGAGUGCAAGGGCCGGCUUAUGCAUUCUUUGUGUUUGGGAAAAAGCUGCUUUUUAUUUUAAUUUCUUUUUACUAGCCAAACGUUUGUUUCUAUAAGUUUGAUUUUGCUCUUAACACUUUUAUAAUCUAAACACACUGGCCAGUUGUAAAGUACAUUUGUUGUAUACUUUUGAUUUGAAUGUUUAGUGUGUUUGUACAUAUAUUUUAGCACUUAGGACUGUGGCCAACUUUAAGCCAGUUCCUUCAGCCUUGAGAAUGUACUUGACUGAAUAUGCUGCCAGGUUUUUUUUUUUUUGGGGUUUUUUUUUUUUUUUUUAAGUGAUUCAUAUUUUUGGCUUUAUUCAUUUUUGAACAAGGAGCUGGUUACUUCCAGGCAUCUAAUGAAAACCCACCUGUGCACGUGUCAUACCAUGUUUCUCUGCCUCUCUUGAAUUGCCCUCUCUUGUUUGGGAUAGCGUUCAAGCAUGUCAUUUUCCUGCACAGUUAAUAAUAGCUUGUCUUCCAGUUUAUAGUGGUGCAUUAACUUGUAGGAAUAGAUUCACUGAGUACUUGUGCUGCGGUGACACUCCAAAGGGAGAAUACCUAAAACAUGUUUGCAAAAUCAUACAGACAAUAUUUUCACUAGUUAAGUAAGAACUAAUAACUAUACAUCUAUAGAGUAUUGCAGAAAACUGAAAUUUCUUUAAGUGUAUUAUAUAGGUACCCUGAUAUCUUAGUGAGCAGAUGUGAAGUUUUUUUAUGAACGUGCAAGCCCACUAAACACACAAAUGUUAUUCAAGAAACUGUUCUGCAGUAUAGGAUAUCCACCUCCAUAGGCCCCAGAUGGCGUUAGGGCGUACAUAUCAAUACAACACUCUGAGUUAGCUCAUUAUUUUUUUGAUGGCAUAAAAUGAAAUAGUUCCAUGUUGUGAUAUUGACCAACACAUAAUAAAAUGUGUGUGCGCGUGUGCGUGUGUGCGUGUGUGCGUGCAAUGACUUUUGGAGUUGCGCCAAAUUUCAAACAAUUAACCCCGGGAUAUAAAUAUAAGGCUCUAAAGAGACGUAUGAUAAAUGUUCUUGCGUGAAGGAUAAAAUGGCAAGUUAAAGCUACAGCCCUUAAAUAUUUUCUUGCAAAUAAAUGUCCUUUUUAAAACUUUCUCUCACUGACCUAUUUAAGACAACAGCCCCAUCUGCAAUUGUCCACAUCAUAAGCAAUUUUCUAGUUGCCCCUUUUCAUAAUUAUUGUCAGGUGAGAUUUGCCUGUGUAAAACUAUUUGGCACAUAGUGCUCUAUAUCGUCUGCAUGCAGUUAAAUGUAAAAGAAGGCAGGUGGUGGGAAGUUUGAAGAUGACAGGAACAUUGUCUUGGCUAGCAAGCAGAUAACAAGCUUUUAAAGACCUUUUACCAACAGAUUCCAUUAUAUCAAUAGCCAAACCCCGACUCAACCAUGUUUUCUUAAUUGACGGUUGAGAAAGUGUGUGUGGUGUGGUAGAACUGGAGACUGUUUCAUUUCAAAUGGACCUCUGCACUUUGGGAUGUCAAACUAUAAUCACCAUACAUAGGUAGCAGUAAGUUAAAGAACAAUGUGGUCAUCAGGAUUGUAGCUCUAAAGAUUAGCAUCAGUAGGAAAAUAACAAAAAAAUAAUAAUAAAAAUGUAUUUUGCUUUUUCUCAAGCCAACACAUUAUUUGUCUCGUCCACAAACGAAAUGUUUAUGAUCUUUAAUAGGCUGGAAAUAAGCAUUACAGGCAGUGAUUACCAAUAGAUAUUAAGUAAACACAGGAAUAUUUUUUAUCGCUUUGGACUGCAGUUUUUAGCACAAAAUAUUAAGGCAAUAGUGAGUUGCAUACAAAUUUCCUCUUCAGUGUUUACAAUUUCUUUUUCAGAUAAAUUUCAUUUUCAUUAAACAUCACACCUUUUGGUUAGCGUAAUUUAAAUACAAUUUUUGACUGCGUUAACAUUAUCACUGUGCCACACUUAAAUAUUAGCAAAAUUCAAACCAUCAUCUGGUCUGUCAAGGUGCAGCUACUGGGCUACAUGCAUGUGUAACAUAGCCUAAUCUGUUUCUAGUUGCAUCUUUCUAAUCCUUCUAGUCACAAAUUCAUCAUUCUCUUCGUAUAUUGUAGUGAGGCUGGGUUGGACAGAGUGGCACGUUCUGUGUAUAGGGGGCCCUUGUUAUGUUAUUGCUGUUAUCAAUUUAUAUUGUGUUACAUUUAAUACUGCAGGAUAUGUAAGCAGUAUUGUUUUUGACAAUGUGUUUUUAGGCUGUUAUCGUAGGAGCUGUGGCCAAGCUGUGUGUUCAUUUUGCUUACCUAGCCAUUCAGUCAGGUCACUUACCUGAGUUCAGAUCAUAGCUUGUGAUCUUCUGUUACUUUACUAUGAGUGGAAAGGCUCACCAGUUUGCAAGGCUGUUUGGGUAUCACUAUGUUGCUACAUUACAAUGUUAAUAAAUAUAACUUAAAAGCUUAUUUGUCAUUUAACUACGGUAAUAAUCUCUCUGUUUCACCAUCAGCACAGACCUGUUGCAGCUGCAGUUAGCCAUAAUCAUAACCUCAGUUAGCCGUGACAGAUAUGUUGGGUUUUGUGUAGCCAGCCAGCUGUUGUAAAGAAGCCCUGUCUGUGCUUCACUUCUUUUAGGGGAGGGGGGUUAACAUGGGUCCACCUUGAUGAAACUGAUGACGGUUUGAAUUUUGUUAACCAUGAAGAGUUGCAGGGUGAUAGGGUUGCAGAUUGCAUUUGAAAUUAGCUAAAACCAUAAAGACUGCCAUGGUAAUGAUAUCACAAUCGCGAAAUGUAUUUGGUUUCAGUUAUCCCACAAAGCAUGAAUCAGGUAGACAGUUGUAACGUUAAUGCAAUCUGAAAUUGUGUUUGAGUUUUGCUCACCAUUUAGUGUGGCAUGGUCUUUGACAAUGAACAGUUAACUGCUGUCGUGUGGAAAUGCAAACGGGACGAUAGAUUCAAAUUUCGUUGCUUGUGCCAAAUUAUUGCACGCUGAAGAUGCGAAAAUGUGACUGGAAUUUGCCAUUGCGUUUAUGGUUGGAAUACAAUUAACUCAAUACUUCCACAAAAUUCCGCCAGGUGGCAGCAUUGCAGUUAACCCUGGGUAGCCAGGGAAAUUGUGCUGUAGACCUUAUUAAAAAGAGAACUUGUGUAUGAAUACCCAUGGAGCAAUGCAUUAUCAGAUUAAUCUUAAUUUAAUAGCCAAAUUGCUGACUUCCUCUCAUUGCCCUUUGUUCGUGUAAGGUUAAUAUUUUAAAAUGAACCAGCCCAGGAUGCCACGGCUUCCUGGGUACACAAUAACAGGCAGGGUGGAAGGAAGUUGGUAAUGCACACUAGGGGGACAUUUACAGUGAAACAUGGGUGGAAAUGUAAUGUCCGUGCAGACGGGCUGGAACCCUUCAGGGUAAUGGCUGCAGAUUGAACAGGUUUAAAGGGCAUUUGGAUGAAAGGAAUCCCUCAAGGAUUUUGCUUUUAAGCACGGUGAGACGAUAACGAGGAGAAUUGGGUCUAAAAUAUACCUCCUCUUGUUCAUGUAAACCUGUAGGAGUUGUGAGCGUCAGGGGAAUACCAUUUGCACAAAGAAUCAGAGGUAAUAAUCUAUGCCGUAUAAAAGCUACUCGCGCUUCACGUGGCCUCCACGGUUCUGUUCAUUUUCUUUCUUUUUGGCUCUGUCAACCUAAAAAGUUUUCCACUCCCCCCCACCCCCCUGUCUGAAUCUCAGACACUAAUGUAUUGUGUUAAUCAUUGAACAACACCUUGUCUUGGGACAUUUCUAUUUAAUGUUCAAGUAAAAAAUAAUUGUACUAUUCAAAAGGUAUAUUGUGAUGCAAGACCCAAACAAUGCGAACGAGUAAUAGUUUAGACCCAAUGUGAAUGUUAUGUGGAGGUUAAAGUCUCUGUAAAAUCCAACCUUAUUUAUAAGUAUAACAUUGUGUUUGAACUCUGGGUUUCAAAAUAAUGUUUUAAUUUCUUUGCAUGCAUUUUCAGUGUUUUAUUUUUUCCAACAUGAGUGUUUGAUUAAAAGUUUUAUUGAUCAGUUGAUGUUAAUCGAUAUAUGAUUGAGGAUAUUAAUGGUCUAACUGUUAGUCAUUAGUGCUGGACAUGUUAAGGGGCACAUCUAAACCGGUCUGUUUAAUGAGUUAGUGCAAGUAGGUUAAAUCAUUAUCUUGCAGCCUGUCAGCAGCCAGUGUACAUUUCACCAUCUCACUAGCGUUUUCCACCGGACACUGAAACGCCGCAUAACACAAAAGUGUUUAUUGUUCAACUAGUCAACAAUGACGGGAUAGAAAAUGGCUGGUGCUUUAAUACGUGGUUUUAUCAAUGUGCAUGCAUUGGUGAUUGGAUGGAAUGGACACACAGAUGGACGGAUAGAUUGAAAAAGCAACGCAACACACAUUUUAGACAAGCUCAACAUGUAGUAAUUAGGGUUAACAGUUUUAAAAUACUAUAGAAUAAUUGCAUCGCUGUUUUACCCUUCCUGUUAACACAUCGACAUAAAACCAAGUAAUCAGCUUAUUUCAGCACAUUAAGAAAUAAAAAAAAUACAAAUAAUGUCCCCCCCCCCCCCACCCACACACACACACACACACGUAAAAAUGUAUAUAUUGCACAAAUUCUUAUUCCUUGUACCCACAUAUUGAUAUUAACUCAGAGCUCAUGUCUCUUGUUUCCUUGCUGGGCAUGUUGUUCCAGCUGACACAGUUGCUAAUGCUAGUGUAUUUAAUGGUAUAUUGACAUUGCAGUAAUGACAGUGACAUAUUGCAAACACUGUAAUAUUUUUCAUAACAUAUUGCACAUGACACACAGGAAUUAUGUUACAUUGGCUUAUUAGACAUGACAUAGUACAAGGAAAAUAAUGCAUUAUGAUGAAAUGUUGGCAUGAUGACAUAUCGCACAUAGGCAUAUAGGAAGAAGGCAUGUGACAUGUUGACACUUGAGCUGGGCGUCCCGAGGCCUCCUUUCACAAAAACACACAGAAGGGAUUAUAUCCACUUUGUUGGGCGCGGCAUAUGCUUCCCCAUUAAGAGCAUUUAUACAGUGUGAUGGUAGUGGGUGUAGAUCAACGCCUGUAGCCCUUAGACACCCUCUCAUGUUAUGAGCCAAUUGCAAAUUGCACUCCUUAUUAUGAAAAGCUCAUUGUGAAAUAGAUAACUCCAUCGUGCAACGUAUAGGGUUGAAAAGCACCCCAAAGUUGACCUUGAAUAAUAGAUCUUGGUUUAUUUUUUCAAGUGUCCUUUGUUCAUUCAGCAUAAAAAAAUAAAAAAAAUUAAUGUGAAUGCUCAUUUUAAGAGAGAAAUGUAAACGUUGUCUUCCAGGGGAGAUGUGAUUUUUUUUCCCUCUUUUCUUUUUUUUUCUGUCUUGGCUGAAUUUAGAGUCGAGACUUUGAGAUGAAGAACUUCUUUCUUUCUUAAUGAUGCAGCAAUAGCUACUGAGCAUAUUUCUUAGCGCGGGGUUAGGAUUAAUUCCAGGAAGAGAAUGACAUCAGAUUUGUAUAUUUGAAGUGUACAUUUGUUAUUGUUAAAUGUUGGUUUAGUACAGGCCAGUGACAGAUACUAUAAGGAAAGGUUUGAUUGCGUAUUAAGCUAUAUUUACUUUACUAUGUCGAAGACUCAAAAACCAUUAAAAUCUUUCUACAAAACGCCCGCUUGCCACCGUUCGGUUUCUUUGUGCCUCAUCAAGAAAUUUAGAAAGAAUCUGCUGUGUUCCUACAGGUUUUUUCUUCUUCAAUGGUACCAAUUCUAUACUACUGUCUGACAACUGGGGAAAAAAUUAAACCAAGUUCACUAACCAGAGAGUAUACACAAAGUUAUCCACUUUUUUGUUGUGGAAUUAAUCAUUGCUCAAAUGGAACACGUUAAAGUUGGGCUUCUGAUGUUAAUCACAUAAGGGUAAAUGGAAUUGGACGCUCGCUCAAUCAAUGCUUCCCACUUAUUGUUCAGGAUCUGUUAUAUGGACCACAUGUGUGACACAUACGGGGAAUAUGACUUGGUAUGUUGCUCGGCUGCACAUAGUGCAUACACGUGUACACAGCCAAAAUAAUUUCAGCAGUAAUAUAAAAACACUGUUCUUACUAUAGAUUUUUAUAUUACUGCUAGUCUGUUGUUUUUUUUACUGCUGAGCUGGGCUGACUCU